UUAUCAAAACCAAUGAAAUUCUAUAGCUUUUGGUAUGCUUUGUUAAAGUUGCCAAAGUUGAAAUUUAAAUUUACCGGAAAUUGAGCACGUUUUACAGCACUGUCAAACAGUGUGGUAGUGCAGUGCACAGAAUUAAUACCAACUAAAAUACCAAAUCGCAGCAAGCGCAAGUAAAAUAUAAACAACAACAAACAUAAACUGCAUUUGACAUUGAAAAAGGCGAAAAUUGGAAAAUAAUUGGGUAAUUGAAUACCUGAAGGUGUGGAAAAUCAAUUCGCACGCUAUGGAGCAGCGAGCUAAUUUUCUAGCUCUAACGCUGCUCGACGCCCUGGAGGAUGAGAACGAAACGGAUAUAUUUUCAAUGCUGGAUCGAAACAUCAUCAAUGCAGGCGUUGUGCCCUGCGAGCGAGGAUUAGCUCCGUUGCACUAUGUGUGUGGCAUGCAGAACGAGGAGCUGGCUUUGCGUAUACUCGAACGGUUUCUCGCCAGCGAUCAGAUGGAUGUGAAUGUGCGCUGUGAUGGAAAUAUGACUGCAUUGCAUAUCGCUGCGAUCUAUGGGCGCACGGAGCUAGUGCGCCUGCUACUGAAGCAUGGAGCACGGCCAGAUAUUGCGGAUGAUGAGCAUAAGCUGGCCGUGCACUAUGCCAUCGAGGAGUGUCACUUCGAGGUGUUGCAAUUGAUGCGCGACCACAUUUACAGGGAGAAGCAGCAACAGAAACAGAAGUUACUGACGCCCAAGUCGACGCUGAAGUAUAAUCACGAUGUCACCUCGCCCUACUACAUCAAUAUAACGCACCGACGUGGCAAGCCACAGCCACAGUUUCCAGACGAGCCGGAGCAAUCGGUCAACCUGUUUUCUCUAACUCGAGAUCAUUUAGCAGAGCUAACGCACAAUCAGGAUGCUUCGACAUGUGGCCGUCGAACUUUGAUCGAGAGCUGGCGGGAUAAAGUGGAACGAUCGCGUGCACGCAAAUCCCUGCUGCAGGAACAACAAGUGGAAAUGCUGGUCGAUCAGGCUAUAGCCCAAGAGGACUUUAGCUACGAACAGCAUGUGCAGCAGACGUUGAGGCAAGCGGAGCAAGCGCCGUCAGAGCAAUCCAGUUCCCCGGCAGUUGCUAGUCGAGCUGCCUUUGGUCAGCUGGUGGAGCAGGUAGCGCAAGCUUGUGUGCUGGAGCAGAGCUUCCACACAGCCCCAGAGGAGGAGCCAGAGGAUCAGCAAAGGAAGCAGCAGCCCCAGGACAAAACAUAUUAUCUCCAAAUGACCGAAGCCUAUGUGCAUACAGACGAUGAGAAUGGCCUUGUCUUCUAUGAGACGAAGCUGCUCCAGAAUGAUGCAUCCAAGAAACAGCUCACGAAGCGCAAGCAGAACCAUUUGGAGCCACCACCUACUUCUGUGCAGCUUGACAGCAGCGUGAGCACAAAUCUUACCCUGCCGCUGGACUAUGAGACGGACGCACUGCGUGCAGAGCUGACGCAGCUGGGCGCUCCAGUUGGACCCAUUACACACACAACGAAAAGGCUUUACAUCAAACAGUUGAUCAAAUACAAGAGGAAUACAGCGGCUCUGCUGGCGGCACAGAAGCAUGCGAAGGCGGCACAGUUCAAAUACUCCGUGGAGCUGCAUCAUACGUUGCGUUCGCAGUCGGAUUACGAGCAGAUCGAGCGGUUUAUGGUGCAUGAGAACGCGUCUGCCCAGCACUUUGCCACAGCUGGAGGGAGUGGAAAGCAGCUGCGCGAGGGGCAUCUGAAGCAAAGUUUCAUUUAUAUGUUAAUAGAUCCGCGCAUCUCGAGGAAUCUGCCUGGGGAACGCGCUUUCGUUGAUCCACUUAGCAUUUGGUCUCGCUUCCUGGAUGCCAUUUUCUAUGUGGGCAAAGGCAAGUGCUCCCGGCCCUACGCCCAUCUCUAUGAUGCAAUGCGUCAGCACACGCGCUUGCACCAACAGCAGCCAGCGAAUGGGAAAAAGCGUGCGACUGGACGUUGUCUACUAAUGCCGGAGCUGUUUAAGUCUCCGCCACCAGCCAAUGGGAAAGCUGGCAGCAAGAAGCUGCAGCGCAUCCUGGACAUUUGGCAACAUGGCAGUGGAGUCGUCUGUCUGCAUGUCUUUCACAAUAUAAUGCCCACAGAUGCGUACACGAGAGAGGCAUCCAUUAUAGAUGCUCUCGGGCUGACCCACUUGACGAAUUUGAAGCGUGGAGACUAUUAUGGACCGGCUCAGAUCUGGACUAUGAAGCAGAAGAAGCAGCUGGGCAUUGCUUUACUUUACAAGGCGUUGCACAUAUAUUUGGCAGAGGGCGAAUCUCAAUUGUCGCCAAGUGAUUUGAUUUAGACAGCUGUAGUUAUCCCUAUUAGCAAUAAGUACCAAGUACAAAGUUAAAAGCGCGCCAAAGCAAUUAUUAGCUGGAUC
This is a messenger RNA of Drosophila hydei, 2404 nucleotides long. RefSeq lists its product as uncharacterized. Bases 284 to 2326 code for a protein of 680 amino acids. Gene Ontology annotation, molecular function: protein binding; endonuclease activity. The transcript has a single exon. The record is from RefSeq and is a predicted model, not a curated record. NCBI's taxonomy places the organism in Eukaryota, Metazoa, Arthropoda, Insecta, Diptera, Drosophilidae.